GCCCCGCUUUCAUUCCUGCGUUGUUUGGGGACAGUAGGAAGAUGGCGGCGGCCCCGCUGUACUGUGUCUGCCGGCAGCCCUACGACGUGAGCCGGUUUAUGAUCGAAUGCGACAUCUGUAAGGACUGGUUCCACGGCAGCUGUGUUCAUGUUGAGGAGCACCAUGCCGUGGAUAUCGACGUUUACCACUGUCCCAACUGUGAUGUCAAACACGGACCCUCCCUGAUGAAAAGGCGCCACAACUGGCACAGGCACGACUACACGGAGCCAGACGACGGAUUGAAGCCAGUGCAGGCGGGAACCUCUGUGUUUGUGAAGGAGCUCCAGCAACGGACUUUCCCGAGUGCCGAGGAGAUCCUCAUACGGAUGAGGGGCGAGCAGGUGACCACCAGGUACCUGGAGAGGCACGGCUUCAACUACCCCAUCGCGGUCACCGAGAUGGAGGGCCUGGGUCUGAAGCUGCCGCCUCCCACUUUCUCCGUCAAAGACGUGGAGCAGUACGUGGGUGGUGACAAGGUUAUCGACGUGAUAGAUGUGGCACGGCAGGCGGACAGCAAGAUGAAACUCAGCGAAUUCAUCAAGUAUUUCACCGAGCCCCAUCGACCCAAAGUCCUCAAUCUCAUCAGCCUGGAGUUCUCCGACACAAAGAUGUCAGAGUUGGUGGAGGUUCCUGACGUGGCUAAGAAGAUGUCCUGGGUGGAAAACUACUGGCCUGACGACUCGUUCUUCCCAAAGCCCUUCGUCCAGAAGUACUGCCUUAUGGGGGUUAAAGACAGCUACACGGACUUCCACAUAGACUUUGGGGGAACCUCAGUCUGGUAUCAUGUUUUGUGGGGUGAGAAGGUCUUCUACCUGAUCAAACCCACUCCCACCAACCUUGCACUAUAUGAGGCGUGGAGCUCCUCGCCCAAUCAGAGUGAAGUGUUCUUCGGGGACAAAGUGGACAAGUGCUACAAGUGUGUCGUUACCCAAGGAACCACCCUGCUCAUCCCUACAGGCUGGAUCCACGGCGUUCUCACCUCUCAGGAUUGCAUGGCGUUCGGAGGGAACUUCCUUCACAACCUCAAUAUCGGCAUGCAGCUCAGGUGUUAUGAAAUGGAGCGUCGCCUGAAAACCCCAGACCUCUUCAAGUUCCCGUACUUUGAGGCCAUUUGUUGGUAUGUGGCUAAGAACCUCCUGGAGAUGCUGAAAGAGCUACGCGAGGACAGCUGUCCACCGCCGACCUACCUGGUAGACGGAGUCAAGGCGUUGAUCAGCGCUCUGAGGACUUGGUUGAAGCGAGAGGUGACCGAGCCCACCAGCGAGGUGCCGGACAAUAUCCGGCCCAACCACCUCAUCAAGGAGCUGACCAAGGAAAUCCGCUACCUGGAGGAGGAACCCGUGAACGGAGGCAAGCCGCCCAAAUCUCAGGGAAGCGGAGUCCCGUCGGGAGUGAACGGCUGCCUCACCACCCGCGCCCUGGAGAGGCUGUGCCAGGCGCGGCAGGCGAGGAGAGCCGCCCGGCGGCUAAGAGAGCAGCAGCAGGAGGAGGCCGCCAAGGUGCCCUCCAACCUGGACAUCCUGGAGCAGCACACCAAGGAGGUGCUGAAGAGGGUGGAGGUGGGACCUCUGGAGGAGGAUCCUGCGUUUUGUGCCAAGGUUCUCGGAAAGUUCAACAAAGUGUCGACCGCUUCGGCCGCCGCCGCCGCCGAGUCCUUGGAGGACAACCACCUACGCCUCAUGCUGGUCAACGGCAGAAUCAUCCGAGAUCUAAGGCGACCGGGGAGCAGCCCCGUGAAGUCGGAGGGCGAGCAGUCGUCCGUCGGCCAAAGCCCACCAAAGAGCUGCGCGGACGUGAAGCCGGAGAGGACGGAGGGCGGCGCGGCUGAGAAGGCGGCGCCGUGUCCGGGCCGCGUGGAGCGGGCGAAGGACGAACUCAGGGAAGAGGCUUCAGGACACUCCAGCGUCUCAGACGUGGAGUCAGACGGCGACUCGCCCUCAGAAAGUAAAGCGUUGUCAUCAUCAUCGUCUUCGUCGUCGUCUUCUUCUUCUUCCGACGAGGAUUCAGAGAGUUCCCAGGAGGAGGAGAGAGGCUCGUCUCUGCAGACCGGCUCAGGGAACGGCACCGAGCUGGACCUGUCGGCUCAGAAACUCAGGCACAAACACAAACCCCUCAAAAGAGAACGCCCUACCUCACCCAGCACAGAAGAGGCCAUUCAGGGGAUGCUGUCCAUGGCCGGGCUGCUGUGCUCCGCAAAGCAAGAGGAGGAGGCGCCGUCGCCCCGGGAGCCCUGGUGGUCCAGCUCUGGCCAACGUUCGCCGCAGGACGAGCGCCAGCGCCAGAACCAGCGCCAGAACCAGAACCACAUGGACAGCCAGGGCAACAGCAGCAGCGAGGCCUGGGACAAUCACGGGGACUACCAGUACUGUGACCCCUCCAUGUCCCCGCCGCUGCACCCCUCCAAGAGGAACGCGCCCAACCCGCCGCCCAUCAGCAACCAGGCCACAAAAGGUAAAAGGCCCAAAAAAGGAAUGGCGACGGCCAAACAGAGACUCGGCAAGAUCCUAAAGCUCAACAGACACAGUCGUGUUUUCGUUUAACGCCCUCCCUCGAACUGAAAAGAAGAAAAAGAAAAUCUGAUUAGGGCUCUGUUCUCCAAGAAGUUUAAAAAAAAAAAAAGAAACAUUUGUGUUUGUUUUCAGUCACUUUUGUGCUGUGGAGAUGAGACAAAAAAAUAAAAAAAAACCCGAUGCACUGCCUGGAGACGAGCAAAAACGUGACGAAGCUCCACGCGCUCACUGUGCAUGCCGAGGAGACAGGGUAUUGGGUUUGAAAGGAGCACGAUCCUCACAGGAAGAGAAGGAAGAAAAAAAAAAAAGCACACUAAGAACAAAAACGGAGAAUUAAGGAACCGCGGGAAGCGGGAGGGAGGAUGUGAAUUUUUUUUUUUUUCCUGCAAAGAAAAGUCGAUUAAAUUGACGUUCGCUGAAGCGGGACUGAGGAGACCACCUGCAUCGCAUUUGCUCACAUUUCUUCUCCCGCUUUAAAAUUUAACUUGCUUCCCUGAGCAGAACCGGACGAACGGAGCAGGUUGAGACCGAGCUGCACCUCCCAGGUCGGAUCUGGGCAGAAAACGUGGUGCUUCAAAAAAAAAAAUACAACAAAAAAAAAAAAACAAGGAGGCUGUGAACUGAUAUUUCAAAUGGUGCUUAUUGUUUUAUAUUUCCUCCCUCCCCCUCUUUUUAUCUCAACCACACCAGCAAUAAUGACUUUGGGGCGGGGGGGGGCGUGAGUACAGGCUGAGAGGCGGCGCUCGGUUCUGGUUCUGGUUGCGGAGCGGAUCCACGCUCUCCGCCUCCCCGUUUGUUUUCAAUAGGAUUUAUGAGCCGUUCGCUCUAAGAACGGCUCCAGUUUAAUUUAUUUCUCUUUUUUUUUUUUAUUAUCAGUUCCUUCUCGAUGUGUUUAUGAUUUAUGAAUGGUGUAUUUAUUAAUUGAAAGAAUUGAUGAUUUUAUUUUGAAGCCUCUACAGUUUUGAGGCUUUCUUUUUCUUUUCUUUUUUCACUUUUAAAUCUUUAAUGAACAUUUUUGUAAAUGUGGAUAUUUUAGUGUGAGUAGCAGUUCACCCUUCCUAACUUUCUGUCGUCACAAACCUUUUUCCUCCUGCAGUUGACUUGAGCCUGUGUUGAUUUCUGGGUUUUAGAGACUUUUAGGUUUCUCCAUGUCUACACCUGAGCAUUCUCGGUUAGUGCCACUUACCUUUAAUUAGCAAAAAAAAAAAAAAAACAGUAUCUGAGCCACUGUGGUCGGUACAAACUACAGUACUUUAGUAGUUUUUAUACCCCUUGAACUUUCUUUUUUUACGUUUUGUCCAAACAAAUCAAAGGUUCUGACCAGUUGCUCCGUUGAGGGCGAGAACUACGGGGUGUUAUGUAGCUCCAGUGGGGAUUUAAAUAAAGUGAAACUGUACCCUGAAAGUAUUAUGAUCCAAAAAUCACAUUUUAAGUCCUUUUUUUUGUUUGUUUUUUAGCCAGUGGAUGUAAAAAUAGUGUAAAAAUGUUAAUUCCCACAGCAUGAUUCUGCCUCUUCCAUGUUUCCCAGUGGAGAUGUUGUAUUCAUUUCAGGGUCGGGUGCGGUGUUAAUUUUCAGCCACAAUCUUAUUUUAAUUUAAUUUUCUCUUACAAAACGAUAUAAGGAUGCAUUUAAAAAAAAAUGGCUGCAAACUCCCAAUUCCCACAGCAUGAUUCUACCACCGCUGUGUUUGAGUGGAGAUUCUGUAUUCAGCUCAGGGAAGCAUUCAGUGUUAGUUUUUUCAACAGUUUUUUGAUACAAUGUGUUUUUUUUAAAGGCAAACUGAUUCCCCCAGCACCAUUCUGCCACCACCAUGUUUCAAAGUGGAGAUUAAAACCAACAUAAACAUACAGGUGGACUCUUAUUUCCCACCUUGGUGACGUAGGAAGGCAGUUUUUUAACUCACACACUGCAAAAGGGGAACUAAAAGUACGUCAGAUUUUCUUAAUUAGCAUAUUUGUCGUUGAUUUGAGCAGGUAAAUAAGAUGAUCUGCCAGUGGAACAAGCUUUUAGCGCUUAAAAUAGGAACAACUCGUCUUAUUUCAGGUGCAGUAUAUCUAAUCAUCUUAUUUCGGGGGUAAAAAUACUCAUUCCGUUGGCAGAUAAUCUUAUUUACCUGCUCAAAUCAACGACAAAUAUACAGAUUUCAAGAAAAACCGAAGUUUGUAACAAGACAGAGAAAGUUCAAGGGGUAGAAACACUUUCUCCCAACGUGACUGUAGUCGACGUAUUUGCUAAGUUAACAAUGAGGAACUUUAAAUGGAUUGAGUAUUGUUUUAGGGUCUUUUUUUUUUUUGUUUGUUUUGUUUAAAUCCCAGCGAUGUUGUGAAACGUGUGCAGUUCUUCACUCUCAGGGAAUGAUGCCAUGGACAUGACCUCCGAUUAACCACCAGCCACACCGUGGAUGCAGACAGGACGCUCUCAGCAGAGAUGCUGAGCUUGGUUUUCAUAUCGCUCCCCUCCUAUUAAAAAAAACAAAAAAAAAAAACUUUCUUUUGAGGUUUUUUCCCAGGUUGCACGAACACACUGUUCCCAGACAGUCGUUGGAUUCCCCCCCCCUCCUCCUCCUCCAGCUCAGUGUUACUCGUUCAUCGCCCCUCUUGGAGUCGACUGACCUCAUGAAUGAACUGCCAUAUAGCUUUAACACCAUUCUGUGAAACAGUGCGAGGCUGGGAAAGCUUUUCUCAGGUUUGACCUACAAGUAAACUGUGUGUUUUAUCACUCAGCGCUCCGAACCAGGUUAGAGUUAAUCACGUUUCUAGGCUGAUUUCCUCGUUCUUUUUCUUACACCACGCUCUUUAACUUUUAAACUCUUUGCAUGUUUUCAUUGAAGAAGAAGAAAAAAAAAAAAAAAACACGAGCUGGCCCGCAGGCAGGGUUUGUUUAUAAGCUGUAGUAUUAUUCACCGCACAGGAUUUAUCGCCUCUUCCUCUUCCUCUUCCUCUUCCUGCUUCUUUGGCAUUUUGUGUUGUGUGUCGGUUCUCGCGAUGAUGGCUUCUGAUUUUGAAAUAUACAAACACUGGCUUACUGUGACACUGUUGAUGCGUUGCGUUCGUUUCUGCAUUUCAAAAAUUGCCUGUAAAUAAAACUUAAUGAAACAAUCGAAA
Molecule: messenger RNA, 5654 nt
Organism: Fundulus heteroclitus (mummichog)
Lineage: Eukaryota; Metazoa; Chordata; Actinopteri; Cyprinodontiformes; Fundulidae
Gene: kdm7aa
Product: lysine (K)-specific demethylase 7Aa
Exons: 17
Coding region: 42-2579 (845 amino acids)
Biological process (GO): regulation of transcription by RNA polymerase II; protein demethylation
Molecular function (GO): histone demethylase activity; transcription coregulator activity
Source: RefSeq, a predicted model, not a curated record